AUGUUACGACAUAUAUAUAUAUCUUUACUUCUUUUUUCUUCAAAAAUGAAAGAGAAGUAUAUAAACAUAACUAAAUAUGGUAUUUUAAAAGUAUCACAAAAUUUUGCAAAAAUAUGUAAAAAAUACUUAUCAUCUCAAAGUGACAUUAAAAAUAAAAAAUUUUCGUAUUUAAAUUUUAAUAAAAAAUAUGGGACAUUUUAUCACGAUCUUGAUUUUAUGAAACGUAUUUUAUCAAAUAAUAAUGAAAACAAACAAUUAAAUGAAAUUAAAAAUAAGAAUGGGAAAUUUAUUACUAUUAUAUUAAAUAAUACUUUAGAUAAAUAUGCAAGUAAAAUAAUUACUAACUCAGAUAUUUUGAUUUGUGCUGAUGGUGGAGCAAAUAGGCUAUAUAAUUUUUGUUUAAAAUUAGAAAAGGAGAACUUUGUGAAUAAGAAACAUGAUUUAAAAAAUAGGAAUGAAGAAAACAUUAAAUUAAAAAUAGAAACAAAUAAAAAUGAAAAUGUUGAAAAUAUUAAUAUAGAAGAUUUCUCUAUAGAAAGUAUGAGUAAUUUAGAUAUUAAUAUAUCAGAGAUAGAAAAAAAAAAUAUUUUACAUAAAAAAAUAAAAGAAAAAAGCAAUGAUAAAAAUUUGAAAAAUAAAGGAGAAUAUACGGACGAAAAUAUUUCUCAUGACAAGUUGGUUAAUAUAUUUGCUAUACCAGUAAAGAGAAAUAAAAAUGAUUUAAAUUCUCCUCUUAAAAUUUUACCAGAUUUAGUAUGUGGUGAUUUUGAUAGUAUAAAAUCAGAAGUUUAUAAUUAUUAUAGAAGUAAAUCAGUUUUAUUUGAGAAAUGUAAAGAUCAGGUUAGUACCGACUUAGAUAAAUGUAUAGAUAAAAUAAAAAGGUAUAUUAAAGAAAAUGAUAAAAUAAUAGUGUUGGGAGCAACAGGAAACAGGUUUGAUCAUACCUGCGCAAAUAUCUCAUCUCUGUAUAAAAAUAAUUCUUUAAAUAAUGUAUAUUUAAUAGGUGAAAAUAAUUUCUUAUUUUUAUUAAGAGAAGGAAAUCAUAAUAUAAAUAUAAAUUUAAAUAUUUUUGAAAAAAUAUGUGGAAUUUUGCCAAUUGGUAAGAAAUGUCAAGUUAAAACAGAAGGAUUAAAAUAUGAAUUAGAUUAUAAAUAUUUAAGUUUCGACACUUUAAUAAGCUCAUCAAAUGAAGUUGUUCAAAAUGAAAUAAAAAUUUUUAAUGAUUCUCCUGUUAUAUGGUAUUCUCAAUUAAAAGACAUUUGA
Plasmodium relictum is the source of this 1263-nucleotide messenger RNA. RefSeq names its product thiamine pyrophosphokinase, putative (gene TPK). The record is from RefSeq and is a predicted model, not a curated record. Gene Ontology annotation, molecular function: thiamine diphosphokinase activity; thiamine binding; ATP binding. The transcript has a single exon. NCBI's taxonomy places the organism in Eukaryota, Apicomplexa, Aconoidasida, Haemosporida, Plasmodiidae. Gene Ontology annotation, biological process: thiamine metabolic process; thiamine diphosphate biosynthetic process. The coding region runs from base 1 to 1263 and encodes 420 amino acids.